CGCAAUUAAAUACCUCCGGGCGCAUUGAGCGAUUCGCGCAAAGGUACUAAAGUCUCAACGUUCGUUGCCACUACUAUCAUGCUGGUGUGGCGCGCUGUCAUCGUGACUAUCAUCGGACUACAUGCACUCACUACCUAUGGCGUUACAACUGUUGCGGCGACGAGUUCCAAGACACUCGAAGUUGGACCUUUGACCACCGGAGAGACGGCCAAUGAGAACUCGAAGAGAUUCCUAAGAAAGGAAAGCGCCGAGAAGAAUGGAGCCGCCAACGAAGAAAGAGACUUCAAAGAGACUGUUCGAUUGGCCCUCUUGAAGCUCAAGAUCCCCUACUGGGUUAUUACGGGCAAGGAUUCAUCUCAGGUCCGCAAAAGCUUAAAGAUAACGUACCCAUACAUCGAACACAAGAACUGGGAAGUAUCGAAGAGCUUCGAUAAUGUCAAGGACAAGAUCGAAAAGAGCCUCUACCCCGUGGGAAGGAACAUGCCCUAAGCUACGCCUUUCGUUUUUCAGUUCCUAAGUUCCCAGUAUUUUUGUAUGGGAAUACUGUUUAGACGAAGGGUUGUAAGUUUACACGCGUGAAAGAGUAAGAUCUACCAUAUUAAUGUAAGACAUACUUGUUUACCAAUAUCCAUAUCGAU
Messenger RNA from Phytophthora nicotianae INRA-310, 638 nucleotides. RefSeq lists its product as hypothetical. Bases 79 to 489 code for a protein of 136 amino acids. The transcript has a single exon. The record is from RefSeq and is a predicted model, not a curated record. NCBI's taxonomy places the organism in Eukaryota, Oomycota, Peronosporomycetes, Peronosporales, Peronosporaceae.